AUGUACCAAGAUCUCUCUCCUAUUACCCCAGGGCACUUUCUCGUCGGGCGGCCGCUGGUGUCACUGCCACCACCACCAAACAUGAGCACAAAGACGAUAAGUAUCAGAUAUCAGAUGAUGGAGCAGAUCAGGAACCACUUCCGGAACAGAUGGCAUAAUGAGUAUCUCUCCGAACUACAGCAGCGCACGAAAUGGAAGAUACGGCAGAAAGACCUGAAAUUGGGUGACUUCGUAGUAUUCAAAGAUGAAAACUUACCUCCUUUGAAGUGGAAACUUGGGCGUGUUCAUCAAAUUUAUACUGGAGCUCAUGGCAUUAACAGGGUUGCAGAUUUCAUUACUCGUACUCACCGAGGCAUCGAACGACGAGCACUUAAUAAAGUUUGUCCUCUCCCGGUAGACAUCGAUGAUAAUGAAGAUGCUGAAAAGGCUGCAACAGGUGGUGCUAAUGGUAAAGAAGAAGCUCCAGUAGAGGGAGACGACACUCAUGAAGUUUGA
Molecule: messenger RNA, 495 nt
Organism: Parnassius mnemosyne (clouded apollo)
Lineage: Eukaryota; Metazoa; Arthropoda; Insecta; Lepidoptera; Papilionidae
Source: the annotation of a GenBank genome assembly